AUGGGCUGUGGGUGGUGUACAUUUAUGGUCCCCCCAGGCGAACCACAUUUCAACGCUUCCAACCGCCUCGUGAAGCACAUGCAUGAUGUUGUAGACCUGCGCAUGGCAGAGGGUUGGGGGAGAGAACUUUUCAACAUAAUCCUGGACUCAGCCAACUCCACGGGUAAUCAGAUUUCGGGCCUCAAAAAGCCAUUCCAGACUCGUCUCCCGGCUACCUUCCGAACGAUAUCCAAAGCCCAAUCAGGAACGAUAAUACCUCUGAUAUCGAACAAUCACGUGAUAUUACAGUUCCAGGUACGGGGUUCGGAAUCCGUUAUUUUCACGUGA
This is a messenger RNA of Glarea lozoyensis ATCC 20868, 327 nucleotides long. RefSeq lists its product as uncharacterized. The record is from RefSeq and is a predicted model, not a curated record. NCBI's taxonomy places the organism in Eukaryota, Fungi, Ascomycota, Leotiomycetes, Helotiales, Helotiaceae. The coding region runs from base 1 to 327 and encodes 108 amino acids. The transcript is spliced from 2 exons.